AUGGCCGAUCAGUUGUCCGAAGAGCAGAUUUCUGAGUUUAAGGAGGCUUUCUCGCUGUUCGACAAGGAUGGUGACGGCACAAUCACUACCAAGGAGCUCGGCACCGUGAUGCGCUCACUCGGGCAAAACCCUACCGAGGCGGAGCUGCAGGACAUGAUCAACGAGGUCGACGCCGACGGGAACGGCACCAUCGAUUUCCCCGAAUUCCUCACCAUGAUGGCCCGCAAGAUGCGCGACACGGACAGCGAGGAAGAGAUCAAGGAGGCGUUCAAGGUGUUCGACAAGGACGGUAAUGGCUACAUCAGCGCAGCCGAGCUGCGACAUGUCAUGACCAACCUCGGGGAGAAACUGUCUGACAACGAGGUUGAUGAGAUGAUCCGUGAGGCUGAUGUUGAUGGCGACGGUCAGAUCAACUAUGACGAAUUCGUGAAGAUGAUGCUCUCGAAGUGA
This is a messenger RNA of Sparassis crispa, 450 nucleotides long. RefSeq names its product Calmodulin. NCBI's taxonomy places the organism in Eukaryota, Fungi, Basidiomycota, Agaricomycetes, Polyporales, Sparassidaceae. The record is from RefSeq and is a predicted model, not a curated record. The coding region runs from base 1 to 450 and encodes 149 amino acids. Gene Ontology annotation, molecular function: enzyme regulator activity; calcium ion binding. The transcript has 8 exons.